This is a messenger RNA of Lindgomyces ingoldianus, 1901 nucleotides long. RefSeq lists its product as uncharacterized. Lineage: Eukaryota; Fungi; Ascomycota; Dothideomycetes; Pleosporales; Lindgomycetaceae. The annotation marks the transcript as partial. The record is from RefSeq and is a predicted model, not a curated record. The transcript is spliced from 4 exons. Gene Ontology annotation, molecular function: protein binding.
UUCGCAGUGAAAUCAAGGAACUUCUCGAGCUUAAUACACACCGUAUAAGGCCCGAAACAAUAGGCGAUUGCUUACGGUAUCUGCAAUUUGCCGAGAUGUCAAAUCGUCAUCAUGAUAUAGACCCAGCCGCAAUUGACACCUGUACUUGGUUGCUCAAACACCCAAAAUUCAUAGAGUGGAGAGAACAAAAGCGACGGCUGCUUUGGAUCCGGGGAAAACCAGGUGCUGGUAAAUCAACCUUGAUGAAAUAUGCUCUUGAGACGUCGAUUGGAGAGAGUGCUGCGCCAAAUGCAAGAACGAUCGUUCUCUCUUUUUUUUUCCAUGGCCGAGGAAACGAGCUUCAAAAGUCAUCUGAGGGAUUCUAUCGCUCAAUACUCCAUCAAAUACUGUCGCGAGCGCCUUUCGCGGCAGACUCCAUGCUACGAAACUUUGAUCAACACGUUUUCAAUCGCGGGAAGCCGGGUCAAGCGUGGAACUGGCAUAUAAGGGAGUAUCAAAAGCAUUUAAUCUCUACGCUUGAAAUGCUCUCGGAGAAGUUCAAAGUCUCAGUCCGCAUAUUCGUUGAUGCCCUCGACGAAGGUGGUGAGGUCACCGCUCAAAACAUGGUAGACGAGUUUCAGCACAUUCUUGAACAAUCAACACAAGAGACUAAAAUCGCGAUAUGCUUCAGUUGCCGGCAUUAUCCUGUCAUUGACGUUGAAGACCAUGCAACAAUUGUUAUCGAGAACGAGAACGACAAUGAUAUUCGUACAUUUAUUACAACGUCGUUCGGACAGGAUCAUAGCAUGGCAACGGUACGAAAUAUUAUUAUAGGGAAAGCAACCGGCAGUUUCCAAUGGACCCGUCUUGUAGUUGAACUCGUACAAAGAAAACGCCGACAGGGUAGUUUGCCGCAUCAAAUUCGGCAAGCAAUUGAGGACAUCCCUCCGGAUCUGAACAAGUUAUAUCGAGAGCUUUUGGGGGCAAUACCCGAAGAUGAACUGCCCACAGUCAUCCGAGUAUUCGAGUGGAUGCUCUUCGCUAGAUAUAAUCUGUCUGUCGACGAGCUUCGAAUCGCAACAGCCAUUGAUCCGAAUUUACCGUACAAAACGCUCGAAGGGUAUCGAGAGCAAGGACUGUUUAUUGAUAACAACGAUGACUUUGGAAGAAGACUAACAACCAUAUCCCGUGGCUUAGCCGAAAUUAGAGAGGAUGUGGACUCUCGCGGGAAACGUACUGGCCAAAGAGUGCAGUUCAACCACCAGUCAGUUAUUGACUUCCUCUUCCAAGACGGUCUGCAAAUACUGCUGGGCAGUCAAUGGCAGAGUCGUGAGAUAGCUUUUGGCCGGGCCAACCAUACACUUUCUCGAAUAUGCCUCUGCUAUGUAUCCAUGGAUCAUUCUAUCUCAGAAAGCUCCGAUAACGCGAGCCACCAAAUUCAAGGAGUCUGGGGCCGGGAGACUUACCGACUUUUCGCUACUUACACUGUCCGAAACUGGAUUUAUCAUAUGCAACAAGCCUAUUCAUACGGUAUCUCUCAAGUAGAUUUAUUGGAGUGUUUUGCAUGGCCCUCUAAUGAUCUUAUGGAUCGGUGGAUUGACUUAUGCCACCUACUUGAUGAUAAUGCUUAUUACUUUGCACCGCGGAAAUCUACACUUCUCCACAUUCUCUCUGAACAUGGGUUAGUAGACGCUUUGUCCCUUGCUCUAAAUAAGAGAGAUCGCCGCUUCGCUCAAGAGGUCUGCGAUGGCAUGGACCUUGAGUCGAAAGAUUGUGAAGGCCGAACACCGUUGGCAAGAGCCUCGGAGCGUGGACGCGACACCGUUGUCCAACUAAUGCUCGAACGUGGCGCGAAUUCGGAAACAAUUGACAAUCAAGGUCGAACGCCGCUGCUAUUGGCAUCGGAAAAUGGCCAUGAAGCG